This is a messenger RNA of Scatophagus argus, 3690 nucleotides long. It is a transcript of the gene phc3a, whose product is annotated as polyhomeotic homolog 3 (Drosophila). The record is from RefSeq and is a predicted model, not a curated record. The coding region runs from base 334 to 3132 and encodes 932 amino acids. Gene Ontology annotation, cellular component: PRC1 complex; nucleus. Lineage: Eukaryota; Metazoa; Chordata; Actinopteri; Scatophagidae. Gene Ontology annotation, molecular function: protein binding; zinc ion binding. The transcript is spliced from 16 exons.
GCGGGGAGUGAAAUCCUGAUGUGUUCAAUGUAUUGUCGGAAGGCUCCUAAAUUAUGUACAGUGGAUUGUAUUUGAGCUAAACCUAAUUUGUGAUCGUUCAGGAUUUAUCGAGAUUAUCAACCGGCAUUAAGGCUAAUUGGAUAGACAAAGCUCCGCAGCAAAAAGCAAUCAAUAUACAGCUGCUAUAGCAGUAGGCUACAGACUACCAGCCUUAUGAAAUGUGGUAAAGAAUUUCACUGUUUAGAGGUCAGCUCUCAGAGAUUAUUAAACUAAAUAUCACAGAAAUAUCUUACACAUCUUUCUCCUUUACUGAAUCUGUGUGUGACCUGGGAGAUGGAUAGGCAGAGCCCGGGAGAGAAGCAGGCGGACACUAAUAGGACUGUGGCCACUACCGCCACCACCCCCACCACAUCAGCUGUCGUUUCCAUGGCGACGCUCGGCUCCAGCGGCACCACGUGCACCGGGGCGCCCUCUACUUGCCUCAGCAUCAUCUCACCCGACAGACAGGCAGUCCAGAUGAUCCAGCACGCCAUCCACAGACCUCAGAGCAUGGCAGCCCAGUACCUGCAUCAGAUGUACGCAGCCCAGCAGCAGCACCUCAUGCUGCAGACAGCAGCCCUGCAGCAGCACCAGCACAACCCGCAUCUGCAGAGUCUGGCCACCAUACAGCAGGCUUCAAUCUGUCAGAGGCAGUCACCUUCGUCAUCCAGCGGCAGUUUGGUUCAUCAGCCUGCCGGUGUUUCCCAAAACUCUAUUACUUUACCAGCAUCUCCAGUGACAGCUCAGCUGAUCGGUCGAACCCAACCAUCCAGCUCCACUGGUGCUGCGACUGCUAUAUCCCAACAGGCCAUGCUCCUGGGAAACAGACCGGCCAACUGUAACCAAGCUCAGAUGUACCUUCGAACUCAGAUGCUUAUUCUAACCCCUGCGGCCUCGGUGGCUGCGGUUCAAUCAGACCUCCCUGCUGUCACCUCCUGCUCCUCUUUACCUACCUCCUCUCAGGUGCAGAAUUUAGCUCUGCGUGCCCAUUUGCCUGGAGCCCUGGCUACAGCUCACAGUGUGAUUUUAAAGCCACCCGCCCAGUCCCAAGCCCUGACUUCGGCCUCCUCUUCAUCCAAGACGUCGGUCUGCUCGCCGAAGACCAACCAGCUGACUGACACCUCGACAGAAACAGGACCGGCUGAUGUCACCCGGCUGGCCUCAGGAACUCAGAUUAUAACCCCCACCUACUCUCCAGUGCAAACCCAUGCUGUGGUCAAGCAGCAACUCUCCUGUCCACCAGGCCAGCGAGUGGCCCACCACCAGCUCAUCCUCCAGCAGGCUACAGGAGGAGCUUCAAACCACAGACAGCUCCAACCCAUCGCUCUCAGAGUUGCACCCCAAGAAACCAACUCCAACCCUCUUCCUCUUUCAGUUAAAAGACUGACCACUCCCAGCAUCCAGUCACUAACCAACACUGAUCCCCAAGGCCCUCCUUUUGCCCCUUCUUCUUCUUCUUCUUCUUCUCCGUCCGUCACCAACGUGCUUGCAUCAUCAGCUCAGACCUCAAUCCCUGCUGCCACAGUUCAGCCUCAGCCCCCUCCCCUGGUAGCUGCUCCACAGCGUCGGACCUCAUUCCCACAAGUGCAGAACCGGCCUCCUCCUCCUCCUCCACCUCUGGUUCUCCCCAGGCUGCCCCAGAACCCGCCGGCCUCCCUCCAGAGGCUGUCCCUGCAUUCAGUCCAGGCUUUGGCUGUCCAGUCGGGAAGGAUGCUGCUGACAGAGCAGGAGCUGCCUGUAGCAGAGGCUCUGGUCCAGAUGCCCUACCAGAACAUCCCACCUCCUCAGACAGUGGCCGUCGAUCUGAAAGUGCAUCCAGUCAGACGAAAUGAAAAUCCACCGUCGGGGCAAACAUGCAAAGUGAAUGGACUGAGCUCAGAGGAAAGGAAAGAUGAACGUUCUCCCAGCCCAAAGAGAGACAGGACGCCUACACCUCUCAUUGGGCCUUCUAAGCAGAAUGGUGCAGCCGUCAUGGGUUCAUCCUCCGUCAUGUCCAGUCACUCGGUGAUCAGGUCACCAGUGACGGUGGAGCCAUCUCAGCUCACCACCAGCAACCCCCCUCCUCCUCCAUCUCCUCCUCUACCUCCUCCCAUCCUGCCAGCAGCAGCAGCAGCAGUAAGAGGCCCCAGCCAGCCCCCCUCAUCUCCAGCCAGCCUCCCAGGCAGCCCUGAUAGGAUACUUAGAACCCACGUCCUUACACACCUCAUAGAAGGCUUUGUCAUCCAAGAGGGCCUGGAGCCAUUUCCGAGGAAGACACAACAGGCUUUGGCUACACAGGCGACACUUGUGGUCCCCUCGUCGCUGUUAGCGGACCAGCAGGCCUCGCUUCCUGAAUCCCACGAGAUGCAAACCAACGGGGAUGCAGCAGAGGACAGUCCGCUGGAGGCUGAGCAGUCAGAUUCAUCCGACUCCGAGAUGGAAAACGACGGUCCUGCUGGAGAUGUUGCAGAGCUGGAGGAGAGUGUGGCAGGUGUGCUGCAGUGUGAGUUCUGCGGGAGCAGAGGUUACGCUCACACGUUUCUACGCUCCAAACGCUUCUGCUCCAUGACGUGCGUCAGGAGGUUCAGUGUGAGCUGCACCAAGCGUAUCAGCAUGCUGAGGGCAGGUCGCUGGGGUCACAGGCCUGCGGGCAGGAGAGGACGACCCCCCAGCAGAGUCAACGGAGCCUCCAGAGAGCAUUUUCUGAGACAGGCUCAUGGAGGCCUGAGGAGCGGAGGAGAGGAGGCCCAGGAAGACCAGGAGGAAGAGGAGGAAGAUGAGCCUCCCGCUCCCAUGACAACCAGGCUCCGAAAACAGGCGGAGAGAGAGCGAGAGAGGGAGCGAGUGCAGGAGCAGAGGGUGACAGAAACCAUCUGCGUUUCUGACGGAGAGGAAGACGUCGGCCGUCCAUCUCAGUGGAACGUAGAACAGGUGUUUUCUUACAUCAGCUCCCUGCCAGGAGGUCGGGCUGUAGCCCAGGAGUUUCGCUCCCAGGAGAUAGAUGGACAGGCUCUGCUGCUCCUGACAGAGGACCACCUGGUCGGCAACAUGAACCUUAAACUGGGACCAGCGCUGAAACUCUGUGCCCACAUUAACUCUCUGAAGGAUGCAUAAACGCUUAACAUUCCUCCUCUCAAAGAAUGAAAAUGUGUUCAUCAGGAUUAAGACAUAAAAGAAGAGCGGCGGACGAGGAAGCACAGCCCGUCUGUAGGUCGUAUUUCCUGUAACUGGACUUAAAGCUGCGAGUGGAUAAUGACUGCACAGGCUGCAGUUUUUCCUGAGACCACUGCCAAGGAUUUCACUCCCGCCGGCUGUGGCUGCUUCACUUCUUUCCGUCUCCUCGCAUCAUUCCAUCGUAGUGAUUGUAGCAGUUUGGCUCCGGUUAUCCAUUUGUUUCAAAAUGGUUUUAAAAGCUCUUUGUUUUGUUUGUAUACACAGAAAACAACUUUACAUUUACAUUAUUAUACGUAUUAUUAUACCGUACUCAGAGUUUACGAAACAGAUUAUCGCCUACAAUCUGACAAAUGAAAUUCGAUAGACUUAUCAUCAGCAGACAAACUGCUGUAAUGACUUAUGGAACCAAACUGACCACAAGGUUAUUAUUUAUUAAUUUAUUUAUUAUUGCCAUAAUUAAUAUACAAAUAAAACCAUUAAUUAUUGUGCACUGUUUUG